Messenger RNA from Marmota flaviventris (yellow-bellied marmot), 2245 nucleotides. It is a transcript of the gene Jph2, whose product is annotated as junctophilin 2. Gene Ontology annotation, cellular component: plasma membrane; junctional membrane complex; sarcoplasmic reticulum. NCBI's taxonomy places the organism in Eukaryota, Metazoa, Chordata, Mammalia, Rodentia, Sciuridae. The record is from RefSeq and is a predicted model, not a curated record.
AUGAGCGGGGGCCGCUUCGACUUUGAUGAUGGCGGGGCGUACUGUGGGGGCUGGGAGGGGGGGAAGGCCCACGGGCACGGACUGUGCACUGGCCCCAAGGGCCAGGGCGAAUACUCAGGCUCCUGGAACUUUGGCUUCGAAGUGGCGGGCGUCUACACCUGGCCCAGUGGAAAUACCUUCGAGGGAUACUGGAGCCAGGGCAAGCGGCAUGGGCUGGGCAUAGAGACCAAGGGGCGCUGGCUCUACAAGGGUGAGUGGACACAUGGCUUCAAGGGGCGCUACGGAACCCGGCAGAGCACCAGCAGCGGUGCCAAGUACGAGGGCACUUGGAACAAUGGCCUGCAGGAUGGCUACGGCACUGAGACCUAUGCAGAUGGAGGGACUUACCAAGGCCAGUUUACCAACGGCAUGCGCCAUGGCUAUGGGGUGCGCCAGAGCGUGCCCUACGGGAUGGCCGUGGUGGUGCGCUCGCCGCUGCGCACGUCGCUGUCAUCUCUGCGCAGCGAGCACAGCAAUGGCACAGUGGCCCCGGACUCGCCCACCUCACCAGCCUCCGAUGGCCCGACGCUGCCCUCGCCGGCCAUCCCCCGCGGUGGCUUCGCGCUCAGCCUGCUGGCCAGUGGCGAGGCGGCGCGCGCGCCCCGUGGUGGCCUCUUCCAGCGGGGCGCCCUCCUGGGCAAGCUGCGGCGCACUGAGUCACGCACGUCCCUGGGCAGCCAGCGCAGUCGCGUCAGCUUCCUGAAGAGCGACCUGAGCUCCGGGGCCAGCGACGCAGCCUCCACCGCCAGCCUGGGCGAGGGCGCCGAGGGCACCGACGACGCCGCGCCUUUUGAGGCGGACAUCGACGCCACCACCACCGAGACGUACAUGGGCGAGUGGAAGAAUGACAAGCGCUCGGGCUUCGGCGUGAGCGAGCGCUCCAGUGGCCUGCGCUACGAGGGCGAGUGGCUGGACAACCUGCGCCACGGCUACGGCUGCACCACGCUGCCCGACGGCCACCGCGAGGAGGGCAAGUACCGCCACAACGUGCUGGUCAAGGGCACCAAGCGCCGCGUGCUGCCGCUCAAGAGCAACAAGGUCCGCCAGAAGGUGGAGCACAGUGUGGAGGGUGCCCAGCGCGCCGCCGCCAUCGCGCGCCAGAAGGCCGAGAUCGCCGCCUCCAGGACAAGCCACGCCAGGGCCAAAGCUGAGGCAGCGGAACAGGCUGCUCUGGCCGCCAACCAGGAAUCGAACAUUGCCCGCACUCUGGCCAGGGAGCUGGCUCCAGACUUCUAUCAGCCAGGUCCGGAAUAUCAGAAGCGCCGGCUGCUGCAGGAGAUCCUGGAGAACUCGGAGAGCCUGCUGGAGCCCCCCGAGCGGGGCGCGGGCGCCGCAGGCGUCCGGCAGCCUCCCCGCGAGAGCCCGCAGCUGCACGAGCGCGAGACCCCGCGGCCCGAAGGGGGCCCGCCGUCGCCGGCCGGGACUCCCCCGCAGCCCAAGCGUCCCCGGCCGGGGACGUCCAAGGACGGCCUGCUGGGCCCGGGCGCCUGGAACGGCGAGUCUGGUGGCGAGGGCAGCCGGCCCGUCACGCCGUCCGAGGGCGCGGGCCGCCGCAGCCCCGCGCGCCCCGCCACCGAACACAUGGCCAUCGAGGCGCUGCAGGCUCCGCCCGCGCCGUCGCGGGAUCCCGAGGUGGCGCUGUACCGCGGCUACCACAGCUACGCCGUGCGCACAGGGCCGCCCGCGCCUCCGCCCUUCGAGGAUGAGCCCGAGCCCGAAGCCUCCGGGUCCGACUCCGCGCCACCGUCCCCGGCCACCGCCCCCGUGCAGGCCCCUGCGGUCCAAGUCUGCGAGCCUGCGCCCGAGGCCCCCUCCAAGAUGGAGCCCAAGCCCAUUGUCCCCAAAGCCGAGUCCAAGGCCAAGGCCCGCAAGACCGAGGCCAGAGGGCUGACCAAGGGUGGGGCCAAGAAGAAGGCUCGGAAGGAGGCGGCGCUGCUGGCAGAGGCGGAGGUGGAGGUAGAAGAGGUCCCCAAUACUGUCCUCAUCUGCAUGGUGAUCCUGCUCAACAUCGGCCUGGCCAUCCUCUUUGUCCAUCUCCUGACCUGACCUUCAUCUACCAGAGCCAGGAGUUCCGCGGACACCAUGAUCCAUCUUUUUGCAAUGCCAGGCAGGUGGCCAAAGAGGACAAGACUCUGCUCCUGGAGCCCCGCGCCCAGCUCACAUCCACACCACAGACGCUUAAGGAGGCCUCCCCGGGGCCGUGCUG